This is a messenger RNA of Mizuhopecten yessoensis (Yesso scallop), 1877 nucleotides long. Its product is annotated as blastula protease 10-like. The transcript is spliced from 10 exons. Gene Ontology annotation, molecular function: metalloendopeptidase activity; zinc ion binding. The record is from RefSeq and is a predicted model, not a curated record. Gene Ontology annotation, biological process: molting cycle, collagen and cuticulin-based cuticle; proteolysis. The coding region runs from base 5 to 1348 and encodes 447 amino acids. Lineage: Eukaryota; Metazoa; Mollusca; Bivalvia; Pectinida; Pectinidae.
UGCAAUGAUGUCUUUACAUGUAUUUACAGUAAUUUUGAUGUUUGGUUUGAUAUGCAACUCUUUACCAAUACAGGAUUCCAGUCGACCGGGGCUAAUUCAGGCUCUUACACAAACUGACCAUGACACUCCAGCAACGCCUGAACAGGCGCUGACCAGUACGUUUGAAGGUGACAUGAUUCUGACCCCUAUCCAGAAGAAAGCUAUUCGGGAGGAUGUUGCGGCAAGGAAAACGGGAAGAUAUGGAAGGAAAAGGAAGAUUUUGGCGGAUACAAAUUCGUAUUGGCCGCAGGCUAUAGUUCCUUACGAAAUCGAUCCCAGCUAUGCUCCAGGCAAGGCUAUGUGGAAUAGGAUCAAGGUCGCGAUACAGAUGUGGGAGUCUCGGACUUGUAUCCGCUUUAUACCAAGGUCAAUGGCUCUAAGUCAACAGCUUGGUCACAUGGACUACGUUCUCGUCCGUCCUUGGCCGCACUCUGGACACGGCUGCAUAUCUAACGUGGGGAGAAUUCGUGGACAGCAAUCCAUUAAUAUUUCUAGCAUAUGUUCCGCGGGACGGAUCGCUCACGAGUUUGGCCAUACCAUAGGGUUUGUACAUGAACAAUCCCGCCCAGACCGCGACCUUUACGUCCAUAUCAACUACAACAAUGUAGCAACCAACCAGAGCAGACAGUUUGAGAAAUAUUCUAACUCCAAAGUCACUACCUACAGACUGCCGUACGACAUCGGAUCUAUCAUGCACUAUAAAUCUACAGCUUUCUCAAAAGACCAACGCCUGCUACAGACAAUCACCACAGAUGACCCCUUGGUACAGAAGUGGAUGGGUCAACGAAAUGAAGUCAGCUUCCUUGAUGCAAAGCUUGCCAACUUGGCGUAUAGAUGCAACAGUGCCUGCUCCGUUCCCCUGUCCUGUCAGCAUGGUGGAUAUGUAGGCCCAUCCUGUACUUGUGUGUGUCCUGAAGGAUUAACAGGACCAGUCUGUGACACCCCACACAUCCAACAAGGAUGUGGUGGCAAACUAACUUCAACACAUGGAGUCAUACAGUCAUCUAACUACCCCGGGAACUACAAUCCCGAUACGGAGUGCUCCUGGCUUAUAGAGGCCCCUGAGCAGUCCAGUAUCGACCUUCAAAUCCAGGAAUUCCAUAUCGAAGAUGACUUUGACGAUGUGUGCAACAAUGACUUCCUGGAGAUCAAACUUUAUGGUGUACAGCAGGUUGGACAAAAAUACUGUGGCGAGUCGUGGAAGGGUCGAAACAUCACAUACAACGCUGGCGGAAGUCUGCUCAUCCGCUUCGUUAGUGAUUUCGCUACAGAAGAGAGCGGCUUCAGAAUAAUGUAUCGCAUUGUGUGAAGUUCACUUUCAGCGGAAUAUUGCCGUCAAGGCGCCUAACUUUCUCUUCUAAUCAGUACGGGUGUUGGAAGGAAGACAUUUACACCGUGGAAAAUGAUAGAUUGUAUUAACAGGCUCUGCACAGGUUUAGUCGUUACCGUUAUGCAAAAUUUUAAUAAAAAACCAUAUCCAGUAAUUAUGUGGGUUCAGUUCGUGUAGCGAUGUCAAUAAGACAGUGUAUUAUCUGCUUUGAAUUGUUUUGAGUGAAUUAAAAAAAUCAUCAGUUUGUACAAAGAGAGAACUCAAGACUUACAAGAAACAUUAAACAAUUGUGGCAUACAUAUGCAAACGGAUCAACAUAGAUGUAUCAUUAAGAACUAUUUAUUUGCAAGCUUAUGAAUGUUUAUACAGUAAUAUGGUGUGAUUCAACAUUCCUGUCAGUUUAGUAUAUAAAGAAUUAACCGAUAGUUAUUUAUAUCAACGACUCUGCCAUUCAGUAGAUGACUAAUUGUUUACCCUUUUAUUACUAGAGAUAUACGUUAUUGUGUGA